This is a messenger RNA of Penicillium canescens, 1068 nucleotides long. RefSeq lists its product as uncharacterized. Lineage: Eukaryota; Fungi; Ascomycota; Eurotiomycetes; Eurotiales; Aspergillaceae. The record is from RefSeq and is a predicted model, not a curated record. The coding region runs from base 1 to 1068 and encodes 355 amino acids. The transcript has a single exon.
AUGGGUGGGAUCAGCUCCAAUGACGCCAUCGAAGAGCAACGCAAAAGGAUAUUGCUGAUCACCUAUCCUCGCACUGCAUCCAAUCUUCUAGUGAAGAUGCUUUCCUUAGAGUCACAGACAGCAGUGGUCUCGAACCAAAAAGGUGGUUACUUCUUCUGGGACCCUUUUAUGACGGGGCGGGCUACUGGAUCAACAUAUAAACCAGUUGAGGAUUGGAAUGUGGAGGAAACUGAUCGAAUUCGGCGAGCAUUUCAGCAAAGCCUGAACAAUCUUGAAGGCAAAUCCGAAAUUGCCAAAUCCGAGGGGAAAAUUAUGUUUGCAAAGGAACAUGCCCAAUGGUUUGCCAACCCGGCCGAAGUCAACAAAUAUCUAUCAGGCCACGAUGGCCAAGCAAAACUGCCGUUCGGUAUCGAAAUUCCAGACCGGUUCGGUCCUAUGGGAGCAUUCUCUUCGAACAAUUUGACUGUCCUACCAGAUGAGUAUCUGCAGACAUGGACACCGACAUUUCUUAUACGACAUCCUGCGCUAGCGUUCCCGUCAUUUUACCGAUCCAUGCUCGAUCUGGAAAAGGAAGGAUUUGCAAGUCCUCACGAGAUUCAGCCUAUGCUGAAACUUAACUCGACAAUGAAGUGGACUCGAUUGCUCUAUGACUGGUAUUGCCAGCAUAGUUCAAGCUCGUCUACAAACCACAGCGACAAUAUACAAUGUCCCCUCCUCCUAGAUGCACAAGAUGUGAUCAAUCAACCGGAGGUGGUGAUAAAAUACUGUGAGCUGAUAGGGAUGGAUCCAACAAAGUUGAAAUUUGAAUGGAGUCGUGAAGUCCCAGAAAAGAAUUCUCAUCUGCCAGAUCGAGCUGCUCAGAAAACUCCAGAAGAAGUCAUGAUGGAUACAUUGAACCAUUCAUCGACUUUGCUAAAAGGAAAGACCCCAGUCGUUAUUGAUAUAGCUUCAGAGGCGGAGAAAUGGAGAAAGGAGUUUGGCAAAGAUAUAGGGAACCAGAUGGAAGAUUGGGUGCAGAAUGCUAUGCCAGAUUACCAUUAUCUUAGAGCCAGGAGACUACAUUUGUGA